Messenger RNA from Recurvomyces mirabilis, 1248 nucleotides. RefSeq lists its product as uncharacterized. The record is from RefSeq and is a predicted model, not a curated record. The coding region runs from base 1 to 1248 and encodes 415 amino acids. The transcript is spliced from 2 exons. Gene Ontology annotation, biological process: acetate metabolic process; phosphorylation. Gene Ontology annotation, molecular function: acetate kinase activity. NCBI's taxonomy places the organism in Eukaryota, Fungi, Ascomycota, Dothideomycetes, Mycosphaerellales, Teratosphaeriaceae.
AUGUCCAACAAAAUCAUCCUCGCCAUCAAUGCUGGCUCCAGCUCUGUCAAAACCUCUGUCUUCUCAUACACAUCUGGUGGAAGGUUGACAGCACCACCUGCGACACUCAAGUACGAUCGGGGAGACAAGCACAUCAAGGAUAAGGAGCUCUCGGAGUCAGACAUCGACCCCAAGAACGCACAAGAAGGAGCAUACGAAUACAUACUCAAGACUCUGACAGAAGACGAGGGUCUGACCGAGCUGAAACAUGCAGACGACAUCGAGUUCGUCUGCCACAGAGUCGUGCAUGGAGGAGACUACGACAAGCCUGUACGGAUGGAUAAGGACACCUACGAGCAUCUCGAAGCGCUGUCCGAUCUUGCUCCCCUGCACAACGCAGGCGCACUAGAGAUCGUGAAAGCUGUACAUGAGAAGUCUCCCAAGGCCACCAAUAUUGCUUUCUUCGACAACGCUUUCCACCAGACACUACCGGCAGCGACAAGGACAUAUGCCAUUGACCAGGACGUAGCUAAAAAGAACAAGCUGCGAAAGUAUGGCUUCCACGGUCUAAGCUACGCCUUCAUCACCAGUGCCGUUGCGUCACAUCUCAACAAGUCCGCGGACGAUUUAAAUAUCAUCGCUCUGCAUCUCGGAAGUGGCGCAAGCGCAUGCUGCAUACAAGGCGGCAAAAGCAUAGAUACGAGCAUGGGCUUGACACCUCUCGCCGGUUUACCAGGCGCGACUCGAUCAGGCUCGCUUGAUCCUUCCCUUAUCUUUCACUUUACUCACGACGCGGGUAAGCUGAGUCACGGCAGCAGCAAAGAUUUGCAUAUCACGACAGCAGAAGAGAUUCUGAACAAGAAGAGUGGUUGGAAGGCUUUGACAGGCACCACGGACUUCGGGGUCAUCUCCAAGAAGGCUUUCGAGGGGGACGAGAAGUGCAAACUGGCAUUCGACAUCUUCAUCAAUCGCAUCACGGACUUUGUGGCUGCGUAUUAUGUCAAGCUGGGUGGCAAGGUUGAUGCGCUUGUGUUCGCUGGUGGUAUCGGUGAGAAGGGAUCACAAUUGCGAGAGGCGGUAGUGGAGAAAGUGGCAUGUCUGGGCUUCGGUCUCGAUGCUGCGAAGAAUGCCAAACCUGGUGAGCAAGUUGUGGUCGAGAUUGGCAAAGAAGGUUUCAACCACAAAGUACUGGUAUGCCAGACAGACGAGCAGACCGAGAUGGCGAGGCAGUGCGCGAUCGGAGCUGAGCAACUGAAGCGGCCAAGCUAA